Molecule: messenger RNA, 3305 nt
Organism: Bufo gargarizans (Asiatic toad)
Lineage: Eukaryota; Metazoa; Chordata; Amphibia; Anura; Bufonidae
Product: cytochrome P450 2K4-like
Exons: 10
Coding region: 82-1554 (490 amino acids)
Biological process (GO): xenobiotic metabolic process
Cellular component (GO): intracellular membrane-bounded organelle; cytoplasm
Molecular function (GO): heme binding; oxidoreductase activity, acting on paired donors, with incorporation or reduction of molecular oxygen, reduced flavin or flavoprotein as one donor, and incorporation of one atom of oxygen; iron ion binding
Source: RefSeq, a predicted model, not a curated record
ACAGAGACAAGAGAGGACAGGAUCAGGGCAUUGUAUCCUCGGUACUCCCCAAGCAAAAGAACCUCAAAUCUCACAUCCUCCAUGGAGCUUGUCACGGUUCUCCUGUCCAUUGUUGUCAUCUUCUUCUUGGUCAAUGUUUUCAGCAAUCGAAAACAAGGGAAAUACAAAAAUUUCCCCCCUGGGCCAAAACCUUUGCCGAUCCUUGGAAAUAUCCUCAUGAUGGACAUGUGGAAACCCUAUAAAACAUUUGUGCAGCUAUCUAAGGAAUACGGCACAGUCUUCAGUGUCCAGAUGGGCAGGACAAAAUUUGUUAUCUUAUGUGGUUACGAAACCAUUAAAGAUGCUCUGAUCAACAACGCUGAAGUGUUCUCUGAUAGACCACAGAAUCCUUUAUUCACUAACUCAGUAAAGGACCAUGGUAUUGUUUUUUCCAAUGGCGAAAACUGGAAAGUGAUGAGAAGAUUUACUCUUUCAACCUUACGAGAUUAUGGAAUGGGCAAGAAAACCAUAGAAGACAAGAUUAUUGAGGAGGCUAAAUGUUUAGUACAGAAGUUGAAAUCAUAUGAAGGAAAACCCUUUGGCAAUUUCACCAGCAUAAAUGCUGCUGUAACCAAUAUAAUUGUGGCCAUAUUGCUAAAUAAAAGAUUUGACUAUGAAGAUCAGACCAUACUGAGGCUUAUUGGUUUAGUUAAUGAGAAUAUAAGACUCCUAGGAAGCCCAGGGGUCAGGCUGUACAACAGUUUUCCCACGCUCAUGAACUGGCUGCCAGGAGCUCACAAAACUAUUUUUAAAAACCUUAGAGAGUUUCACAGCUUUAUAAGAGCGACAUUUACAAAAUAUAAGAAGGAACUAGACGUGAAUGACCAGAGGAACCUCAUUGAUGCCUUCUUAGCAAAGCAGCAAGAGGGAAAGCAAGAAUACGCUCAAUAUUACCAUGAUGAGAACCUGACUGUGCUCGUGGGAGACCUGUUUGGUGCUGGAAUGGAGACCACUUCAACCACAUUGAGAUGGAGUCUUCUGCUAAUGAUAAAAUACCCAGACAUUCAAAAAAAAGUGCAAGAUGAAAUUAGUAAAGUGAUUGGAUCAGCACAACCUCAAAUGGAGCAUAGGAAACAAAUGCCAUAUACAGAUGCCGUCAUUCAUGAAAUUCAACGAUUUGGAGAUAUUGCACCAACUACUGUACCUCAUGCAGCUUCUCAAGAUGUUACAUUCAGGGGCUAUUUGAUUCCAAAGGGAACUAUUGUCCUCCCAGUACUGCAUUCUAUACACAAAGACAAAGAAUAUUUUGAGAAACCACAUGAGUUUUAUCCAGAGCACUUUCUUGAUUCAGAAGGAAAUUUCAAAAAGAGUGAGGUCUUCAUACCAUUUUCAAUAGGCAGAAGAAGUUGUGCUGGCGAGAUCUUAGCUAAAAUGGAGAUAUUCCUGUUUAUUACAUCACUUUUGCAACAUCUCACAUUCAAGGCCCCCCCGGGAGCUAAACUAGACCUUACACCUGCAUUGGGGUCUACAAAUUCCCCUAAACCUUUUGAAAUUUGUGUCAUACCUCGCAACUAGGAUGUGGAAAUUCAUUUUGUUUAUUGUUGUGCAUAGAGAUCACCGAAGUAUUGAAUCGGCUGCUUUGCUGAAUUUUACAAAAAAAUAUCUGCUUUGUGACGAAUUACUUUGUCACAAAGCACAUUUCUUUGUAAUUACUGGGUGCAAUGACAGGAAACGGUGAUUGCAUCCACCCUACGACCCCCCCCCUUCAUUGUACCCCUCAGAUGCCGGGUUCAUACAUGAUCUUGGCAUCUGAUAUAAAUAAGAGUGUCAAAUAAAAUAAAAAAAUAAUACUUACAUGCUCCUUUUACUAGUGACGGUAAUAAGCGGUAAUAAGUCAGAACAAGUGGACUUCUUGUAUUUUUCUUAUAGUUACCCAUCUGGCUUUUUUAAUUAUAACUUGUGCAAGACAUCUCCAAGCUUGAACAGCAGGUGCAACAUCUAUUUUUGGCCACUUACAAUGAUGUUCAACACCUCUUCCUAGGAAGUUUAAUGACACCUAAUAGCUUCAGGCAUGACAAUGCAAUCAACAUCAUACCACCAUGAGGUCCUUGAACUUGCAUUGAUUAUGUUAAACAAAUUAGGGCUUCUUCACAUCUGCACAGUAAGCUCCGUUCUGGGCAAAAAGACCAGACAAAAAUUCCUGAAUGCAGGACUUUUUUGUCUGGUAGAAAACAGUAUACAGAAUGGCACUUCUGUUAUUUUUGCUGCCCAGUUGCUCUGACUUAUUGACUUAUUACUACUGAUAUACAGUUCUUUCAUGGAAAUUGCUGUUUAUUUUCACUGUGUCAAGCAAUAAAAUUAAAAUCAUUAUAUCACUCAUAUAGACUGCAGUAGAGAAAGUGCAUGCUUGGCCUGCUGCUUUCUUCUUCUCCCGUUCUGUCAUUUUUAUCGAAAUGAUGGAUUUCACAAGACCCACUUACAGCACUCCCAAUGGGUAUGGUAUUGGUCCCAUGGGUGGGCCUUAGACCUAUUAGAUAUUUAUGACAUAUCCUACUGAAACACCGUAUAUGUUUAUGGUCUCGAUACUCUUUUAAUAUUUACCAAUAUAUUAUAUAAUUGCUGCUUUCAUAUAUAUUCUGACAUUAUUUUAUGCAUUGUGGAUAGUGGUAAGCAAAGUUUUCAAAAAUUUGAUUUGGUUGCUUCGCCCAACUUCAACUAGAAACUACUUUGUCACGAAUCACAUUCCAUUGUAUGUAGCAAUCGUGCCAUCCCCGUUAUUGAACCCCUCGGAUGCCACGUUCACAUUGAGGGCCUUUCAAGGGUUAAUCAGUGGUUAAAAAAAAGUAUAUAUUCACCUAAUCCAUUUGAUUGUGUAGAGGCCGUUGCAGCCAUCUUCACUGAAGAAAAAACACGCAAAGUAUCUCUUGUGCGCAAGAUUUGAAGCUUCAAGAUGGUCGUGACGGACUCUCCGCGAUCAAAUGGAUGGGUUUUUUUUUACCCACCAUUUCAGGAAAAAUUGAUAUUGCUACCACAAAGCACACGGAAAUUCAGCUUUGUGACAAAUCACAUUUUACCCUGAAAUUCGCAUAGAAUUUUUUUUUGUUAACUUAGAUUUACUCAACACUAAUUUUGAAUAAUAUAUUGUCUAAACCUACAGUACCUCAAAGUGUGAAUAAAAGUGUUCUGUGAUGUGUGGUACCUUAAUCCGCUUUCUUGAAAUUCUGCAGCCCUUGGCUUCCUUACCACUGCAGGCAUAGACAGACAGACACUUCAUUUUUAUACUAUGAUUAAUUCCAUAAAUAUGUCAAAUGGUUUUGCUUUGAAUG